Messenger RNA from Daphnia carinata, 1027 nucleotides. RefSeq lists its product as uncharacterized. Lineage: Eukaryota; Metazoa; Arthropoda; Branchiopoda; Diplostraca; Daphniidae. The transcript has 8 exons. The record is from RefSeq and is a predicted model, not a curated record. The coding region runs from base 56 to 991 and encodes 311 amino acids.
CGAGAAACACCUGUAUAAGAGUGCGGUUUCCUUACCUUCGUUUGACAAGUAUUUAAUGUACACACACAUGGCGAAUCCUGCGGUUAAAGUUCUGUUUGUGGUGGUGGUUUUGUUCGCAUCCUCAUCCGCUUUGCCUACGACAAAAUGUGCACGUGCGUCACCAGAGGAGCUCUGGUAUUCUGAUUACUCACCGAUGCUCAAAUCCACCUGUUUAGAGGAAAUGUCGUACUACUUUCGGCUGAUCUUGGACCGAGUGGAAGGCGAUCAUUUAUUCACUUUCAUCCCACACAUUAAGGAGGAUCCAGAGAAAGCGAAAAACCUCACAGAGAGCAUGACCUUGGCAGAAAAGACAGCCCUUUUUCUUAUGGGACAAGCAUACGACGUCAUAGAAGACUCUUGGUUGACCCUCGGAGAAACCAGCCGUCUGUUUUUGGCUGGUGGUGCGCCGGCCAGUGAGGUGGUCCGAUCGAUGGAAAACCUACAAAAAGCCCAUGUUCACGCAAACGAACUGCUAAUUGACGCUGGCCGCAAAAUCGCAUUUUUCUUCAGAGAUAUGCUGGAAUUAGCUAUUGAAGGAGUCACGCUCAUGUUAGAAACAGAAGUGGACGAAGCACCGGAAGGUGAUUAUGAACUGGCUAAAUUGAUACAGGAGAAAAUAAUAAAGACAUCACCUUUAGAUUUAAUUGGCAUCAUUGUUCGUCGAUUUAUUGGCAGAAGCAUGGGCACUGUACAAACAUCGCCCAACAAAGAUGCUCCAGAUGUUCUAUUCAGUGUUAUGCCGAGGAUCAAUCAGAUGGUUAAUGACUUUAAAGCGAUGAUGGAAAGUGAACUGUUGACAGCCGAAAGUUGGACAUCCUUCAUGGAAAAAGAGCUCGAAAAGUCUUUGGUGGCUACAAAGAAACGCGAGCUAGAAAACUUUGUGCUUAUUUAUCGUAACGAAAUUUACGUUUACGAAGUGCUAAUGAAUAUGAUCACUUCCUACACUGAAUAAAGAACUAUCUAACGUGUCUAGUGCAAUACAACUGAU